This is a messenger RNA of Rodentolepis nana, 303 nucleotides long. Lineage: Eukaryota; Metazoa; Platyhelminthes; Cestoda; Cyclophyllidea; Hymenolepididae. The record is from the annotation of a GenBank genome assembly.
AUGUUGAAUGAUGGCAUUGGACAAUCAGAACAUGGGCAAUCGGGUUUUUCUCCUAUAGAUAUAACACCUCCAUGGAAGCCAGACGUUGACGGUGACAUGGAUACCAAGUAUAUUCCGGAGGAAUUCCAGCGAGAAAAAGUGGCAGUGACACCACCGGAGAAAAAUGUUUACUCCGAUUACCUUGAUCAGCCUUACUUCCAACGCUUUAGUUACCAUGGCAGUCGACAGAGUCUUAGUCGACAAAGUGUUCUAAGUUUUGGCGACAAUGGCUCCAUCACUGAGAAUUCUAUGACAACAAAUUGA